UAUACACGUCCCAAAAUAUUGUCUCCUGCUUCAGGCUGAGGCUGUAUAUGUGCGAAAACGUAAGAUUGCUUCUUUUCGUUCUCGGUUGUAGAUUUAAUCUGCCCGUCCGUUAAUCCCAAAUAACCGCUUGGGCCGACCCACACAAUAGCCGCCACUCCAAAGCUCUGUCAGUGGUCAAGGUCCUGCCAGAGAAAAGAUUGUCAAGCUGUUGCUUUGACAAGAAGACAUUCCUCACAUUGUUUUACCAGCCUUACAAAGGAAGACCUUCUUUCGAGGCCGUCGCUGAAAGUGUUUGUACUGAGACACCAAAAAUAUUUCUGCAUUUGGACGCUGCUUCUCCACCGGUUUGGCAUCGAUUCUCCAUCGCAAUGGAGGCAGAAAUCCAAGCACAGAUUCCCGGCAUUGACCAUGUGAUCUCCGAAUACUCAGUGGGCUAUCUGGCUCAUGCAUCAAAGGCCUAUGUCGAAGAUGUAAAUGCUCCGUCUCCGCUUUCCGAAGCAGCUGAUAUGGUCACGGAACUUUUGCUCUCUGCGUCAGGAGACUUCUCCCCCGAGAAUGAGAAGGCCAUUCGAAACCUCGUUGAAAAAUUCAUUUCUUCACUCGGCGCGUCCGAUGGAGUGGAUGCAGAGCGCAGACAGAUGCCCUUCACUGCUAAAAAGCUUGACCAGGCAAUCAACGUCGGGUCCCAGAAGAAUAUUUCCUCGACUCUGGGUCUUGCCGGAGGCAACGUCGAUCUAGAGUCUGCUAACGCUAGGAAAGUGGAGUCUCGCGUCGAUCGCAAGAAAUUAGAGAAGGCCGAACGCAAGAUUCGUGCUAAGCAGGAAAAGAAGCAGAUGAAGACGGUACAGUAUGAAUCCUCUCGUCUACUUAACCAGCCCGAUAGCGCUAUGUCUUAUGAGGAAUUCUUUAUGGCCGUCAAUCCUCUUCAACUGGGCUCUGACUCUCAGUCGAAGAGUAAGGACAUCAAGGUUGACAGUAUUGAUAUCUCUGUUGGAGGGCACCGUAUUUUGACUGAUGCUUCAUUGACUUUGGCUUAUGGGCGACGCUAUGGUCUGGUGGGUCAGAACGGUAUCGGAAAGAGUACUCUUCUGCGCGCGCUAAGUCGACGUGAAGUGGCGAUUCCCAGCCACAUCUCGAUCUUGCAUGUUGAACAGGAAAUCACGGGUGAUGAUACUCCUGCUCUUCAGGCAGUUUUGGAUGCCGAUGUCUGGCGCAAGCGCCUAUUAGCCGACCUAGAGAAAAUCACCAAACAACUCGCCGAGAUUGAAGCGGAAAGAUCGUCAAUGGCCGACACUUCAAAGGAUGCUGCUAGACUUGACCACGAAAGGGAGGGUUUGGAUAUCACCUUAAAUGAUAUUCAUGCAAAGCUUGCAGAGAUGGAGUCGGACAAGGCCGAGUCCCGUGCUGCUAGCAUUCUGGCCGGCCUUGGCUUUUCAUCCGAGAGACAGCAAUUUGCAACAAAGACAUUCUCAGGUGGUUGGCGGAUGAGAUUGGCCCUGGCUCGGGCACUUUUCUGCGAGCCGGAUCUGUUAUUGCUGGACGAACCGUCCAACAUGUUGGAUGUGCCUUCCAUCACUUUCUUGUCCAACUAUCUGCAGACCUAUCCCAGCACCAUCCUCGUGGUUUCUCAUGACCGUGCUUUCUUGAACGAAGUAGCUACGGAUAUCAUGCAUCAACACUCUGAGAGACUCGACUACUACAAGGGGGCCAAUUUCGAUUCUUUUUACGCAACCAAGGAAGAGCGGAAGAAGAACGCGAAACGUGAAUAUGAGAAGCAAAUGGCCGAGCGCGCGCAUUUGCAAGCAUUCAUCGAUAAAUUCCGCUACAAUGCCGCCAAGUCGUCUGAGGCGCAAUCCAGGAUCAAGAAAUUGGAAAGAAUGCCCAUCCUGGAAGCCCCAGAAAGUGAUUAUGUCGUUCACUUCAAAUUCCCUGACGUCGAGAAGCUUUCUCCCCCAAUCGUACAGAUGACGGAUGUCUCCUUUGGAUAUACGAAGGACAGACCGCUUCUCAAGAAUAUCGACCUCGAUGUGCAACUCGAUUCUCGUAUCGGCAUAGUCGGUCCUAACGGUGCGGGUAAAACAACUGUCCUCAAGUUGCUAACAGCCCAACUUCAGCCGACAUCUGGUUUUAUGUCGCAACACGCCAGGUUGCGUAUCGGUUAUUUCGCACAGCACCACGUGGAUGCCUUGGACUUGACGACGAGCGCAGUGAGUUUCAUGGCAAAGACCUAUCCAGGAAAGACAGAUGAGGAAUAUCGGAGGCACCUCGGAGCUUUCGGCAUUACUGGAAUGACUGGGCUCCAGCGCAUGGAGCUCUUGUCUGGAGGUCAAAAGUCCCGUGUUGCCUUUGCCUGCCUCUCUUUGACGAACCCCCACAUAUUAGUCCUAGACGAGCCCUCUAAUCAUCUGGAUAUCGAAGGUAUGGAUGCGCUAUCUGAAGCUCUACAAAACUUUGAGGGUGGUGUAGUGAUGGUCUCACACGAUGUGACCAUGCUUCAAAAUGUUUGCACCAGCUUGUGGGUUUGCGACAAGGGCACCGUUCACAAGUUUGAUGGCACCGUGAAUGCCUACAAGAAGUUGAUCAGUGCUCAAGCUAAUGAAGCCGGAGUAGCUGCUCCUCACUAAGGUGAGAGGCAUGACGUGAUCGGGUUCAAUUAGCUCUAGACCGGGAGAAACAUUAUUGCCGCGCCUGUGUACAGCACAUGGUUCUGAAUUGGUAGAACUCUCAAAAUGUUUUAGCCCACCUGUUUCUCCUAUGGAAACAUAUAUAACUAUAUACUACUCAUAUAUGCUAACUUAC
Molecule: messenger RNA, 2799 nt
Organism: Aspergillus homomorphus CBS 101889
Lineage: Eukaryota; Fungi; Ascomycota; Eurotiomycetes; Eurotiales; Aspergillaceae
Product: putative AAA family ATPase GCN20
Exons: 8
Coding region: 369-2624 (751 amino acids)
Molecular function (GO): ATP binding; ATP hydrolysis activity
Source: RefSeq, a predicted model, not a curated record